Messenger RNA from Cyprinodon variegatus (sheepshead minnow), 2794 nucleotides. RefSeq names its product B-cadherin-like. Gene Ontology annotation, biological process: cell-cell junction assembly; homophilic cell-cell adhesion; adherens junction organization. Gene Ontology annotation, cellular component: plasma membrane; cytoplasm; catenin complex. The record is from RefSeq and is a predicted model, not a curated record. The transcript has 13 exons. The annotation marks the transcript as partial. NCBI's taxonomy places the organism in Eukaryota, Metazoa, Chordata, Actinopteri, Cyprinodontiformes, Cyprinodontidae. Gene Ontology annotation, molecular function: calcium ion binding; cadherin binding.
ACACAGGAGGAGGCUGUCCCCUUUCUCCAGCUGUCGUGGCGUCCACUGAUUGCAGGCGGUCUGAACCGGAUGAAGAGGGAGUGGGUUAUUCCUCACAUAAACUUUGCAGAAAAUGACCGGGGUCCAUACCCCAAAUAUAUGGUGGAGAUCAAGUCCAGCAAAGCCAGAAAAGUAGCCAUAACUUAUAAGAUCACCGGCCCGGGAGCAGAUGAGCCCCCUGAGGGUAUCUUUACCAUUGAUGAACGGUCUGGUGCGAUGUAUGUGACCCAGGCACUCGACAGGGAGAAAAAAGCCAGAUACAAACUCUGGGCUCAUGCCUUGUUAGAGAAAGAGAAUGCAGAGCAGCCCAUGGAGCUCAUCAUCAAUGUUAUUGACCAAAAUGACAACUCCCCAGAAUUCAACACAAGCGUCCUCACUGGCAGAGUGAGCGAAAGUGCUGACGUUGAUGAACCUGUCUUAAAGGUAACAGCAGAAGAUAAGGAUGAUCCAACAACAAAAAAUGCCAUAAUUAGAUAUCGAAUAAAAUCUCAAACGCCUACAAUGCCCAAAGAGGAAAUGUUUGCCAUAAAUGCAGUGAGUGGAGUGGUCCGUCUGAAGGAGGGAGGACUAGACAGAGAGACUCACCCAGAAUACAAGCUGAUCAUACAAGCUGCAGAUAUGGAGGGGGAAGGGCGGACUGCAACCUGCACUGCUGUCAUUAUCAUCACUGACAGCAACGAUAAUGCUCCAAAAUUUACCGAAUCAUCUAUGACCACAUCAGUCUAUGAAAACGCAAUAGGAGUGGAGGUAGCAAGGCUGAAGGUCACUGACAUGGAUGAGGCAGGAUCUCCAAAUUCCAACACCAAAUACUCCAUCAUCAAAGGCAAUGAAGGUGGAGCCUUUAACAUCACUGUUGGCCCAAAUAAGAUGGAGGGAAUAAUCACUACUGCCAAGGAGCUGGAUUUUGAGGGACUAUCUGUUUACAAGCUGUUGGUGGUGGUGACAAAUGAGGCACCAUUUUCUCUCCCUGUCCCCACUGCAACAGCCACCGUCACAGUGAAUGUCAUUGACAGGAACGAGGCUCCUGUUUUCAGCCCAGCUGAGGUGCAGGUAACACUCUCGGAGGACAUGAAAACUGACACUUCUGUGGUCGAACUCAAAGCUAAGGACCCAGACACAGCCAGAAAACAGCAAGUAAGAUACAAACUCUUAAAUGACACUGCCAGGUGGCUGAGCAACAACUCCAGCACUGGAUUGGUCCAAAUUGCAAGAAGCAUGGACAGAGAGUCGCGAUACGUCAUAGACAACAAAUAUACCGUUUUAAUUUUGGCAUAUGAUGAUGAUAUAAUUCCAGCUACAGGAACUGGUACUCUGGUGGUGAGCUUGUUGGAUGUGAAUGACCAUUUCCCUGUCAUCAAGCAGAGGAAAGCAAUUCUGUGCAACACUGACCCUUUGCCUGCACUCCUGGAUAUAGUGGACCUGGAUGGACCGGGUCAUGCUGGACCGUUUACUGUGGAGCUUAUAGCAGGGCAUAAAACGAACUGGACUGUUAAAAUCAAUCACACAAGCCAUGUUGUAUCUCUUUACCCCAAACGAGACCUACCUCCUGGAGACUAUAACGUUCUCAUGAGGGUUUAUGAUGUUGAAAUGCACUUCCAAGACAGUAGGGUGGCCGUAGAGGUGUGCCACUGUCAAGGAGUGGUGGAUGCCUGCUUCAUGCCACUCGAUGACAGACGUUCAAGCAUUCCCUCUUUUGCAACUCCUCUUCUAGGGACUGUUUUUGGUGUUCUAUUGCUGCUCCUGAUACUUCUGUUGCUGUUGAGAAAAAGGAGGGAUGGAGGAAAGAAGGAGCCUCUUCUUGAGUUGGAACGUGAUGACAUCUUCUGCUACAGCGAGGAGGGAGGAGGUGAAGACGACAAGGAGUAUGAUCUGUCACAGUUGCACAGAGGCCUGGACCAUCGACCUGAGGUCUUCAGUACGGAUGUUUUUCCUACUAUCCAGACUCGACCGCAAUAUCGUUUACAGAUCCAAGCCAAUGAGGAAAUCGGAAAAUUUAUUGAAUACAACCUGCAAGCUGCCAACGGUGAUCCCACAGCUCCUCCCUAUGAUUCUCUCCUUGUGUUUGACUAUGAGGGUGGAGGCUCUGAGGCGGAUUCUCUCAGCUCCAUUCAGUCCUCAGACUCAGAUGAGGAGCAGGACUUCCAGAGCUUGGCUCAGUGGGGGCCACGCUUCAGCAGACUGACAGACCUGUACACUGGGGGCAUAGAGGAGGAAGAUGAUGACGACCAAACACUGCCAGGAAAAACAGAAUGGGUUUAAAAAAGUCAAACAUGUCUGGGGAUCAUCUAAACGUCUAACAAUCAUCUCUGGCCUUUUAUUUUAUGUUUGUUUAGUUUUUGCAGAUGCUGUAUUUUGUCUUUAUAUUAUCUUUUUGUAAAUUUAAAAAUUAAACUCUUAAACUAAAAGAGCAGAUUAGAUAACAAUUGUGUUUGCUUGUUUUUGAUAACCUUUUAUUAUCACUUUGUUUUUCAUAUUUGAUUUGUGCUCAUAAGCUGUAAUGUGAUAAUCUACAGGACCUUAGGAAAGUAUCAUCAAGAGGACCUAUUCAAAUUUUACUACAGUAUAUCUUCAAAUUUCUAUGUAUUUUAGGUAGGUUUCAUGUUUUUGCAAAGACCUGCUGUCUGCAACUUUAACUUUGUCUAAAAAUGAAAAAUAUUUAGGAGAACUUUUAAUAUUUAAAGGCAAAAAUAGCCCAGAAUACUUUGCUUUUACAUUUUCUUCCUAGGUGUUUUCAUGCAAUAAUAUUUUUGCAAAG